AUGUAUCUACUUUCUUUUCUUCUGGCUUUACCUUUGCUCUCACUUGCCCAGUCAUCGCAGAGUGUUCAGCUCUCAACUUCCACCACAGUGGAAGAGACUCUCGGCUCGAAUCGCCAAACUAGCACAGUAACACAGAUCACAGUUUUCACUAUCACUCCCGCUCCCACAGCGUCCGGCACAGUUUCUGCCUCUGGCAACUCUUCUUCAGCAAUAACUAGCGGCACCAACAACGGGACCACCACAUCAAUCGCCUCUAGCAAUUUACCCACUGCAGCGUCUACCAUUGCUGGAGCAGAUGGCGGUCCCAACGGUGCCCCAAGUCCAGGAGCAUCAGCGUCAGGUGGAAUAUACGGCCCUCCAGAUGGCUAUAUUGCAGGCGCACAAGCUUUGCGCAGUACAAACAUUCUCGGAGCUGUCGUCUUUCUCGCCGGAGGAGCAUUGGUUUUGCUUUAG
Suillus plorans is the source of this 453-nucleotide messenger RNA. RefSeq lists its product as uncharacterized. The record is from RefSeq and is a predicted model, not a curated record. Lineage: Eukaryota; Fungi; Basidiomycota; Agaricomycetes; Boletales; Suillaceae. Bases 1 to 453 code for a protein of 150 amino acids. The transcript is spliced from 2 exons.